AUGCCCAAGCGUCUCAAAAUUGUGACCGUUGGUGACGGUGGAUGUGGAAAGACAUGUAUGCUGCAGACAUUUGCCAACGGAGCAUAUCCCACAGAAUACGUGCCCACUGUUUUCGAGACAUAUAUCACCGAAAUGCUCGUCGAAAUCGCCUUGUGGGACACUGCUGGACAGGAGGACUAUGACAGACUACGACCUCUCUCUUACCCUGACACGGACGUGGCCCUCUUGUGCUUCGACAUCGCAGACGAAGGAUCAUUUGCUAACAUUACGGAAAAGUGGAUGCCAGAGGUCCUGUUGUCUCAAUACCUCAGAUUCGUCUAUUCCUCAAAGAAAAAAUAUAUCGAGUGCUCUGCUAUGGAACAAUACAACUUGCAACACAUAUUUGAGAGUGCUGUUCGCAUAUCCAAAAAAUCGUCUGGAAGAAGCAAGCUCAAGUGCAGCCUCCUUUAA
Octopus sinensis (East Asian common octopus) is the source of this 450-nucleotide messenger RNA. Its product is annotated as GTP-binding protein rho4-like. Bases 1 to 450 code for a protein of 149 amino acids. NCBI's taxonomy places the organism in Eukaryota, Metazoa, Mollusca, Cephalopoda, Octopoda, Octopodidae. Gene Ontology annotation, molecular function: GTP binding; GTPase activity. The record is from RefSeq and is a predicted model, not a curated record. The transcript is spliced from 3 exons. Gene Ontology annotation, biological process: small GTPase-mediated signal transduction.